This is a messenger RNA of Ctenopharyngodon idella (grass carp), 6814 nucleotides long. Its product is annotated as astrocytic phosphoprotein PEA-15. The record is from RefSeq and is a predicted model, not a curated record. Gene Ontology annotation, molecular function: protein binding. The transcript is spliced from 4 exons. Bases 305 to 697 code for a protein of 130 amino acids. NCBI's taxonomy places the organism in Eukaryota, Metazoa, Chordata, Actinopteri, Cypriniformes, Xenocyprididae. Gene Ontology annotation, biological process: regulation of apoptotic process; MAPK cascade.
GGAGGAGGGGGUUAUAGGGAGGAAAAGGCGUUUCCAUUCUCAACCGGCGAGACAGUAAGAAACGCGUGAGCACGAUCGAGUGAACGGACGCUUAAAGUUUCCGUGGCGUCUUCGUUUAUAACCACACUAACUUCAUACAUAUUCGCACUCUAGUUUUGAUGCUUUUCGCUGAUGUUUUGACUGAACUGCGUUUGUGGUGACCUGGACAUUUUAUUUGGGUGGCCAAAGCGCACAGCGGAUCUCAUCCAUCACCACACCGAGCACAUCAUCAUCAUCAUCGCUGGAUCUCCGAGCGCAGGAAAGAAUGUCUGAAUACAGCUCGUUGUUGAGUGAUCUGUCUGAGAACAUCACUAAUGAAGACCUGGAGCAGCUGAAGUCGGCCUGUAAGGAGGACAUCCCUGAAGAUCAGAGUAACUCCAUCACCUCCUCCAAAGAGUGGUUCAGCUACCUGGAGAAGAAUGACAAACUGGCACAAGAUGACCUAUCCUACAUUGAGCACAUCUUUGAAAUCUCACGGCGACCUGACCUCUUGACCCGGGUCAUUGAGUACCGCACAACCGUGCUAAAGAUCUCUGAAGACGAUGAAAUCGACACCAAACUCACACGCAUCCCCUCUGCAAAGAAAUACAAGGAUAUCAUUCGCCAACCGUCAGAAGAUGAGAUUAUCAAACUGGCCCCUCCCCCUAAAAAAGCAUGAGGUCAAAGUUCAUGACCUCUGCUCCUCAUCCCCGGCACUUCAUCUUGCCUAUCAUCGUCACCAAACCAUGCCCACCAUCCCGCCCACUUCACCUCCCACCGAACAGAAGCCAAGCAGCCAAUCAAAUUGCCAAGAUGCUUUACAGCCACCCCCACGCCACGGAGGCAUGGAACACAUGGAAAACUAGAACGGAAGAUAAAUAAAUGGACAAAAAGACAGCGACCAAAAGACUUGUAGUCCGAUUACAAUUGUACAGUGAAUGGGUCAUAGGUCAGGUUGUGUGUCAGAAUGAAAAACAAUCAUUCUGUGUUUGCUGACGCUUGUGUGGAAUUUUGUAUGUGUGAGAGAGUUUAUUUGGACCCUUGAUAGCAUUAAGUGGGAUUGUCAGAAGUUGGUCAGACCAACAUAAUAGGGAGUUUGCAGCUGAUGUCUUAAUGUGCCACUGGCCUAAGGUGUGAAUCUAGUUGUGAAACAGGUUUAGCCACUGGAUCACUUUUCCUUUAGACACAUUUAUUCCCUAGUUUGUAAUGUGGGUAGAUUUGAGGUCGGUACAUUCCCUUUAAAAACAAAACUCUACAUUAUCUACAUUUAAAAGUGUUACAGAGAAUUAAUCUCUGAAUUUGUGUGAUUGCCACUUAGAAAGCCAAUAUUUGCCUUCUUUAGAAAUGAAAUGCAUUAUUGCAGGGUAUGCAGUUACCUAGUAGAGAAUUAAUAUUGCUUUUUAUAUUUCUGUAUAUCAUACUUCUAGAAAUUGUAGUUUAAUAAAUUAUCAGUUAUAUAAUAAUAACCAUUGUUUAUUAUCAAACAACAGCAGUCUUAUAUAUCAACAUAAAUGAAGUUUGUUAUAAUAGUGUUCUAGUACAUAUGGGAGACAAAAUUAGACAUUUAUCUCCUAUAUUAUUAAAUGUAUAACGGGCCUAAAAACAGGAAGAGUCCAUCAAAACAGAACAUGGUAGAACACAAAACUGAUGAAAAAAUAUAUAUUAAAAUGUGUGUUUAGUAACAUUUUAGCUCAAUUUCUGCAGUAUUUGCAUCAGGAAAUAGAAGGCAUAUAUUUUUGUUAAAACUUUAAAUUUGACUACUUCUACUGUGAAUUAUUUAUUCAGAUGCCUCAGUAUACCAUUAUGUGAAACAUUAGGAUGAUAUCACAUAUAUUUUCUGUUUAUAAUUUGUAAACUGAUAGAGAGUAAAAAAACAGCUGCGACUAAAACAGGGAUAUUUAUGUCAAGGAUGUGGUAAAAAUAGAUAAAUAUAUAUAUAUUAAUGAAAUAGUAAAUAAAUAUCCAUAAAUUGCAGCACUCUAUGUGGCCAAAAGUCUAUAUGGAUCACAUUGGGUAUCCAAACAGCGCAUCAUUUUUAGCUGUUUUCUUCUAUUUGUAACUUUUCUUUUGUUUCACAAAAGUAGCCUAUAUUUUAAUAAGACAUUUAUUGGAAAUAUACAUAUCUCUGCCAAUCAUUCUGACACAGCAUAAUAAGAUCAUGCUGCGUUUACAAAUAUUAAUAUCAUGAUUAUGAUUGUGAUAUUCUUUGUGUUGGUUGUGAGAUUACGCCUUUAAUUAACACCAUCUGCUGAAAGACUGUUCAAACACGACUCUAAAUUUGCUUGAUCACUGUGUUGUUGCUUAGCCCCUGCAGACUGUUGUUUUCAUAUUAUAAAGUCGGAACAGUUAUUGAGGACAUGCCAUGUGUGUUUUUAUGCGUCUGCAUUUCCACCCACGCAUGCGGGCAGGAUGCAUCGUGCGGUUACAGGCUGUUUCUGCAACUCUCUAUUAUUCUGUUGUGUGAUUUCAAUGAAUCGAAGAAAACCAGUUAAGACCUCAGCAAAACCUUAAAUCGAAUCUGGACCUGCAUAUUUGUUAAAGACUGGAACAGUUUGAAAAGAUAGAACACAACUGGCCAUAAACAUUUGUGGCCUUUUAAACUUGAAAUGGUUACUGUGCAUUUCUGAGGACUGUAAAGAAUGUCCUGUUAAGUUUCUGUUGCUGCCACACAAAAAAAAAAUUACUUACCCAGCCUGUAUAUUUGUUCCAAACCCAUGGUUUUACUUAAAAAGAGAUAUUUAGUAGAAUGUCCACUUCCAUACCAUAUAUAUAUGUGUGUGUGUGUGUAUAUAUAUAUAUAUAUAUAUAUAUAUAUUAUAUAUAUUGUGUGUGUGUGUGUGUGUGUGUGGUGUUCUAAAACACUCAUUUGCAUUCUGUCUGCAGAUGUACAAGAGCCAAUAGCAUUUAGUAUCAAUGACUUCAAACCUGGCAUGAUGCCUCUUAAUGUACCAUAUUUGAAUGCACUCAAAUCCCCUUUCAUUGUAUGCAACAGUUCUCCUUUUUCGUUCCAAGAAAUAAUGAUUUGAGGGUGAGUAAAUGACAGAAUGUUAAUUUCUGUCAUUUUUCAAAGUGUAAAAUCAAGAUAUAUGCGACGAGUCACAAAAAAUCCUGUCAAAAACAGAUUGUACAUUCUAUUUAUUAGAUUUUUUUUUUUUUUUUUUUAUGUUGUUGUUGUUGUUGUAUUGAUGUUUCUCAAUUGUGUACAAAUGUCAUCUUGUGAAUUUUGCAGUAUGUGACAUUGUGACUAGCGUGAUGCUCCCUAUCUAGUGUCUCAGACACGGCCAAACGCUCAAAUCAGUCUCACUGGACACGCCAUGAUCAGUCUUUGAAUUGAUUUGUUUUUCCGUUCGUUUGGUUCAGUUGUUCAGCGAUGUCGUGGUUGGUUGGUUGGUUCUGUUUGCAUCCCCGUUCCUGUCAUCUGUGGACUGAAUUCUCUGUGAUAUCUGAUUCUAGAUCAGCUCUCUUUAUGCUUAUGCUAGUUUUACCAACCAAGCAUAGACUUUUAUAACGUCCCUAGACCAGCACCAAGGGCUUCAGAUGUCCUCACGCCAUUUACAGUGGUUUUCAUCAGUUUUCACUUGAUGUGGUUCUGUCGCUCACAUAUUGUGUUCAUGUCUAUGAGUACCUGUAGGUUAGCUUUUGUUGAUUGGUAGAUUUGUCUAUAUCAAGGGCCUCUGUUAAGCACUGUGCUUUGCGCUUGAAAUCAUUUUACCAAGGGUGUUUUUUAAAACAGCGCCUCAACUGGAGAACAUUGGAAAAGCCAUAUUAAUUAUCGCUCUUCCAUGUUUCCUUUUUGAACAAUAGAGACGUAUUCAGAUGAAUUUCCUUUGCCAGCAGGAAAUGAUGCAGAGCUCAAUGGAAUAAGAACUCUUUUCUUUGCAGCGUCUUUCUCUAGUUUAAUGCCACUUCCUUUCCUCUAUGCAGAGAAUAUAUUCGGCACUGUGCACACACGUCAACGCUAGACACAUUUUGGAUGUUGUUAAUGACCACUACAUGCAGUUCUCAAGAGUAUUAUGUGUACGGCCAAAUGAAACAAUACUGUAAGAACUAACAGACCACUAUAGCCAUAUACACAUAAUUCAUUUCAUUUGAUUGUCAAAUUGGAUGUCACAGUAUUAAAACAUAUCAGCCUUGAUAAUGCUGCAAAAGCUUUGUAAUGCUGAAGAUUCAUCACUAUUGGCAUAACAGAAACACAACUCAAGGUGUUUUAUCCUACUUUUAGUUAUUGUGUCCAAAACAAGAAUUAUCUCAUAAGCCACUGAAUCUGGCCAAACUAAAAAUGAACAACAAAAAAAUAAAACUUCUUGAAAACCUUCUGGGUGAACUGUCAAGGAAAGUACUCUUCAAAAUAAAUGUAAUAAAAAAUAUAAUUUGCAUAAAGAAAAUAAAGCUUAUUUUUAGGGCCAUUAAGAUUUUUGACAUUGUGACAAAAAACAAAGCACAUUUUAAAACUCCCAGUUCUCGUUUUAACCUGGUCAUCUUCAAGCACGCACACAAUAUGUAUAGAUAGAACGAUUUCUCAUUACUGUAAUAGAGUUUUUAUUAUUAUUAUUAUUUUCCAUUACAAUAAUAGGGGACAAUAGGGGAAGGAUGUACUUAUUUACCAUUAAAAUAAUGCCACAAUGCAAAAAAAAAAAAAAAAAAAACUAAAAAUAGGCUUUGUUAUCUUUAGCAAAACAAUUUUCUUUCUUUUUUUUAUGUUUGGACUGAUGUUUUGUUCUUAAGUUGUACAUAUAAAAAUAUUGUGGAUUUAUAAAAGUGUUUUAUUAUUAAUUUAUUUAAUGCAAAUGUAUCUUGUUUUGGUGUACUGAUGUAUGUUUACUAACUGGACAAAAUUGGGAUGUCUAUUCAUAAUUGUAAAUGUACGUGUGAUGGCUCAGAUGAGGUCUGUUCUGUUGGUUUUAACAUUGGGCACUGGGCUCAAGAUCUUUUUCUAUAAUAUUCUCUUUUAAUAACUUUACAGCAUCAUUUACAUGUGUUUUUGUCAAAUCUUUUUCUUUUUUUUUUUUUUUUUUUUGUAUUUUUAUUGUAGUGUUGUUCCUUGCUUGUUCUCUUUCUUUGUAAUGCUUAUCAGCAUAAUAUGACAAUUUUGACUGUGUUGUAGUAGCCAUGCCUUUGUCAUGUUGUGAAAUGUUUGUAUGAGAGGCCACUGGCUGAAAAUGCAAGAAAACCUUUAAGGUUCAUUCAUUUACGUGCGUAUCCAAUUCCCCGUCAGAAUGUGAGACAGAGCUCUUGAGAAAUGUGGAAUCGGUUUGCGUAGAGCAGGCGUAGAGAUUGCAGCACUAAUCAUUAGUUUAUUUGAUGCUGUUACUGAGAUUGUCAAAAGAUUGUGAGGGUGAUUUUGACAGUGUUGAAAUAUGGUGUAGUUUAAGGGAGUGGAUUGUAGUACAGUGAUUUAAUGAAUGCCGGAACAUUGAUCAGCACAGAACUGAUGAAAGAGAAAUAUGACGAUAAAAUACGGUGGAUCUCACAGAAAAAUGUUAGGGCCAUUUAUAACCCAAAAUAAAAACAAUAUAUUACUUUUUUAUAAAGAACAUGAAAUGUAUUUUAGGACCAUUAAGACUUCUUUUACAUUGUAAAAUUUUUAUGCAUGUAACCAGAAUUGAUUUAUUUUAUGAAUUAAAAUCAGCAUUAAUAAUAAUAAUAGUUGUUUAUUUUUAUUAUUUUAGGGUGAAAUAUGGCCCAAAACAUAUUCUUGGCAGUUUUCGUGAGAUUCACCCACACAUGCUUCAUUAAGUGGUGUUGGUUUAAACGUGAAAGCAUUGCAACUUUCUUUUUUUUUUCUUUCUUUCUUGACUUCACAUUCCUAAAAUGUCUGAGUGUAAAUGUAAAGACCUUAUAAAGAAUGUUUGAGCUGAAUAACUGAUGAUGAACAAGUUAAUGUUACUGCAGAAAUGGAACUGUGUAAAGAAAGACAAAUAGAGAGUCAUAUAUUGAUAAUAGAAUGCACAUUUGUAGCAGGGAAACACAUUAAAAUAUAGAGCACAUGCAAAAUGAUUGUGCGCAUAAGAGCUAUUAGAGCUAUUCUCGUAACGUUUACACUGAGUACUAAAGCAUGCUCUCAUUGCCAUGACAAAGUGCCAACUGAGUUCUUGUUUGUUCAGAAGCUUAAAACACAGACUUUAAUAUGCAAAAUUAUUUAGGAAUCUCAUGAUAAGAAGCUUACAUACAAUUUAAAAAGUGUUUGCACCCUAGAAGUUUUGCUGUGCAAUUGUGUUUAGUGUUUAGGUGUUCGGAUCGGUUCUUUUGGAGAUGCAGUGGCGUGUAAACUGAAGUGGGAUUGUCAUGCUGUGAUGAAGUCGGGUAGAAUAGCUGCUUGUAAAUGAAAAUAGAUAAUGAACUUUGGUCGGUUUUAGACUCUUGCUGAAGGAUUUCUUUGUUUUGCCAUUUUUUUGGUCAUUGCAUAUUUAUUUAUUGAUGUGUUGCAGUUGUUCUGUUUUUCCUUUUUCAAAGUCAGCAUAGCCAGUUAUCGCUUCACAAGACACUUUGGUUUGAAACGCUUUGCAAAUCGCUGGUGUUUGAAUCUCAUUUUUCUCUUCUGACAUUAAACGUUAAACCUCCAUGGGCGGUGUGCUGUUAGCAUUUCUUCAGUAUUCUUUUUGCUUUCUUUCUUUUUUCCUACAUUGCAGUGAAAACAAUAAAGUGAUGGACAGUAUGAAAAUAUGUUGUUAAAUAUACCUACAAAUGUGGCUUCUCUAUUGGAGUAAAUUUGGCUAAACCAAAAUGAUGCCGUUUGUCAUUGUGCUUAAAUGAAUAUAUAAAUAUUAUAUUAUUAAAAUAUAUUUGCUAACCUACA